AUGGGUCAUCCUCUGAUUCUCCAUCUCCUCCUUGUUCUUCACCGCCUUCGCCCGCCGCCUCUUCCGCCGCGCGCCGCCGCCCGCCUCCACCCCCGCCGCCUCAUACAUGACCUCUCCUCCGGCGCCGCCGAAGAACCCGUCCCCUCCGCCGCAGGUCCCCUCCGACGACGAGCUGCUGUUGUGGGUCGUCGGCGGCGAGUCCCAGUUCCCGGCGUUGUGGACCGGCUGGCCGUUAUCCUCCUCCGGCAGGACAUUGGCGGAGGAAGCAGUUGCCGGAGGUACUGCCUUAUAAAGGGCUUCAGCUUUAAGGGAUCAAAG
Striga asiatica is the source of this 318-nucleotide messenger RNA. The record is from the annotation of a GenBank genome assembly. NCBI's taxonomy places the organism in Eukaryota, Viridiplantae, Streptophyta, Magnoliopsida, Lamiales, Orobanchaceae.